Molecule: messenger RNA, 1209 nt
Organism: Sander lucioperca (pikeperch)
Lineage: Eukaryota; Metazoa; Chordata; Actinopteri; Perciformes; Percidae
Product: tripartite motif-containing protein 16-like
Exons: 2
Coding region: 159-962 (267 amino acids)
Source: RefSeq, a predicted model, not a curated record
GCUACAAAGUACUGUAGGUACUUCGUCCUGGAAUGUAGAAAAGCUUGAUCACCCCUCCCUGUGUUGUGUGACAACAAUCUAGCCACGCCUUAAACACAAACCCUUGAUAAGACAGUCACAGAUAAGUCACAGUCAGACAGGCAUCACAGAGAGGUGAAAUGGCGCAGAGGAGAGUUCAGCUGCAGCAGGAAAAAAUUUCUUGUUCGAUCUGUCGGGAUCCACUGAAGGAUCCGGUGACUAUUCCCUGUGGACACAACUACUGCAUGAACUGUAUUAACCGCCAUUGGGAUGAGGAGGAUCGUAAGUACAGCUACAGCUGUCCUCAGUGCAGGAAGACAUUCACACCGAGGCCUGUCCUGGUAAAAAACACCAUGUUAGCAGAUUUAGUGGAGGAACUGAAGAAGACUGGACUCCAAGCUGCUCCUGCUGAUCACUGCUAUGCUGGACCUGAAGAUGUGGCCUGUGAUGUCUGCACUGGGAGGAAACUGAAAGCACUCAAGUCCUGUCUGCAAUGUCUGGCUGCUUUCUGUGAUCAACACCUUCAGCUUCAUUAUGACGCAGCUCCGUUAAAGAAACACAAGCUGGUGGAGCCCUCUAAGAAUCUCCAGGAGAACAUCUGCUCUCUGGACAAACAUAAAGGCCAGGACACAGUCUCAGCUGCACCUAAAAUGGCUGUGAGGCAGAGACAGCUCCAGGGGAGACAACAAAACAUCCAGCAGAGAAUCCAGGACAGAGAGACACCACCAGAGCCCAAGACCAGAGCUGAAUUCUUAAAAUAUUCACGUGAAAUCACUCUGGAUCCAAACACGGCAAACAAAUAUCUGUUAUUAUCUGAGGGGAACAGAAAAGCAAAAGUAACGGUUGAACAACAGCCUUAUUCUAGUCACCCAGACAGAUUCACUGAUCUGUGGCAGGUCCUGAGUAGAGAGAGUCUGACUGGACAUUGUUACUGGGAGGUGUAGACGAGAAGGAGAGAAGUUAAUCUAGCAGUCGCGUACAAGAAUAUCAGCAGAGCAGGGAGGUCAAGUGAAUGUGUCUUCGGGGGAAAUGAUAAAUCUUGGGCGUUAUAUUACGGCAACAUGAGUUAUUACUUUUUGUACAACAAUGUCCAAACUCCCGUCUCAUGUCCUUUGUCCUCCAGAAUAGGAGUGUACCUGGAUCACAGUGCAGGUCUUCUGUCCUUCUACAGCGUCUCUGAAACCAUGACUC